Tribolium madens (black flour beetle) is the source of this 1924-nucleotide messenger RNA. Its product is annotated as proton-coupled amino acid transporter-like protein pathetic. Bases 150 to 1547 code for a protein of 465 amino acids. Gene Ontology annotation, molecular function: amino acid transmembrane transporter activity. The transcript has 6 exons. The record is from RefSeq and is a predicted model, not a curated record. Gene Ontology annotation, cellular component: vacuolar membrane. Lineage: Eukaryota; Metazoa; Arthropoda; Insecta; Coleoptera; Tenebrionidae. Gene Ontology annotation, biological process: amino acid transmembrane transport.
CGCGCAAUAUAACGUACAACAUGGUAUUCCUCGACCAGUAAAGUUCGCCGCUUCAUCAAGUUCAGUGUUCGACAGAAACACGUUCCAGUGGUGCAUUUUCACAUAAUUCUAUGGUAUUCGAGUCUAAUUAAUUCACACAGCACUACAAAAUGGCGGACAAAAUUCCAAAAGGCACCACGACCGAAAUGGAAACAUUUCUCCCAAAAGACGAGUCGUCAAUCAACGGAAAUGUGACAACGUACAAAGUAACAAAAGAGAACGAUUUGGAGGCCGCCAAUGGCGACUUUGACCCGUUUAAAGCCAGGGUGCUGGACCACCCUGUAUCGAACUGUGAUACCUUGACCCACCUCCUGAAAGCCUCCUUAGGGACAGGAAUCUUAUCAAUGCCGGCGGCUUUCAAAGCCUCGGGGCUGGUUUUGGGUAUUUUUGCAACAAUUGUAGUCUCGAUUAUUUGCACCCACUGUGCCUACAUCCUCGUGGCUUCGGCGCACGAACUGUACAAAAAAACCGGCAAGCCGGCUAUGAGUUUCGCCGAAGUGGCCGAAGAGGCCUGUCUCAGGGGCCCCAAAUGGGGGCGAAAGUUCGCCUGGGUGGCGCGACAGACUGUCUUAUGGGGGAUUUUCGCCACGUAUUUCGCCACAUGCAGUUGCUACACUGUCAUCAUCGCGAAAAACUUCCUCUACGUGACGGAACACUACUGGGGGGAAAAUUCGGUGGAUCUUAGGGCAGCCAUUGCCCUGCUGUUGGUACCACUGAUUCUCCUCGCUUUUGUGCCAAAUUUGAAGUAUUUGGCACCGGUUUCCAUGGUUGCUAAUGGUUGUAUGGCGGUGGGAUUAGGGAUUACGUUUUAUUAUCUCGUUCAGGAGAUUCCCUCGUUUACUGAGAGGCCGGCUGUGGUCGAUGUGACCACUCUACCGGUUUGUAUCAGUGUUGUGAUUUUUGCUAUUGAAGCGAUUGGGGUUGUUAUGCCUUUGGAGAAUAAUAUGAGCACGCCGAGGAGUUUUAUUGGGAUUUGCGGCGUUUUGAACCAAGGGAUGAGUUUCGUGACGCUGGUUUAUAUCAUUCUGGGAUUUUUUGGGUACUUGAAAUAUGGGGAGGAGACCAAGGAUUCCAUCACUUAUAACUUGCCAAGAGAGGCAAUAGCCGCUCAGGCCGUCAACGUGCUCGUCGGUAUCGCCGUCUUCUGCACCUACGGCCUCCAAUUCUACGUCUGUCUCGACAUCGCCUGGUCCCAAAUGAAAGAGAAAUUCGCCAAACGCGAAACUUUGGCCAAUUACGGCCUCCGAACGGUUCUUGUAACCCUCAGCGUCCUCAUCGCCGUCGCAGUCCCAACAAUCGUCCCAUUCGUGUCCCUAAUCGGAGCCUUCUGCUUCUCCAUCUUGGGCCUCAUGUGUCCCGUUUUCAUCGAAGUCCUCACAUUUUGGGACAAGGGAUUCGGCCCAGGCAAUUGGAAAAUUGUGAAAAACGUCAUCAUUGUACUCACAGGAUGCCUCGCACUGAUUUUCGGCUCGAAAUCGGCCAUUCAAGAUAUAAUAAAGUUGUUUUAAUAACAGCGAAUUUUAGUACAAGACCAAACAAUUUUUUAGUACUUUUUUACGAUAAGUUAUUUAUUUAUUGGAGCGAUCCGAUUGGUAAAUCAAGUAUUAUUUUUGCGUCCACAAGUUCAAAAAUUUUGGCAGACAAUACUCAAGCAACAUUCCAACAAUAAUUUUCGGAAUUCGUGACGAGAAAUUUACCAAUUUUCGGAUAAAUGACUGUAAAAGUAUUUAUUUAUUUAAGCACAACCAUGUUUGAAUAUUUGUAUAUUUUGUUCCUCGAGGAACUGAAAAAACUGGAAGAUUGUACUGUACAUAACUGGAUGUUUUAUAAUUUUUGACAAAACCUUGUGAGUUUUUAAGAAAAACAAAUAUAAUUUCGAUAAGAA